Molecule: messenger RNA, 894 nt
Organism: Ascochyta rabiei
Lineage: Eukaryota; Fungi; Ascomycota; Dothideomycetes; Pleosporales; Didymellaceae
Product: Omega-amidase
Exons: 1
Coding region: 1-894 (297 amino acids)
Biological process (GO): oxaloacetate metabolic process; L-glutamine metabolic process
Cellular component (GO): mitochondrion
Molecular function (GO): omega-amidase activity
Source: RefSeq, a predicted model, not a curated record
AUGUCGCAACUCCUCAAGAAGUCCCUCAAGCUGGCGCUGGUGCAACUGGCGUCAGGCGCCGACAAGACGGCGAACCUCAGCAACGCGCGCAGCAAAGUACUAGAAGCCGCAAAGCAAGGUGCCAACCUCGUCGUCCUGCCCGAGUGCUUCAACUCGCCCUACGGCACAAAGUACUUUGACAGGUACGCAGAAACACUGCAGCCCUCGCCGCCCACCGAAUCCGCGUCCCCAACCUUCCACGCGCUCAGCAGACUCGCAAAAGAAGCAAACGUCUACCUCGUCGGCGGCUCUAUACCCGAGCGUAGCGACACGGACAGCAAGAAGCUCUACAACACAUCGCUCACAUUCAGCCCCGCGGGCGACCUGAUCGCAACGCACCGCAAAGUCCACCUCUUCGACAUCGACAUCCCCGGCAAGAUCAAGUUUGUCGAGUCGGAUGUCCUGUCGCCAGGCAACAAGAUCACCAUCGUCGACCUCCCCGAGUACGGCAAGAUUGGCAUCGCGAUAUGCUACGAUAUCCGCUUCCCGGAGCUCGCUACCAUCGCAGCCAGAAAGGGUGCCUUCUUGCUACUGUAUCCCGGCGCUUUCAAUCUGACAACCGGUGCACUGCAUUGGGAGCUGCUGGCGAGAGCGAGGGCGACCGACAACCAGGUCUUUGUGGGUCUGUGCAGUCCCGCGAGGGACAUGAAGGCGGAUUACAAUGCCUGGGGGCAUAGCAUGGUGGUAGAUCCCAACGCGCAUGUACUGCAGCAGUUGGACGAGAGAGAAGGCAUCGUGGUGCAGCAAUUGGAGGUCGGCAAGAUUGAGGAGACACGGAAAGGCAUCCCCCUGUACACACAAAGACGCUUCGACGUAUACCCAGAUGUCAGUGAAGGCGGGAGGUUCAAGGAAUAG